AUGAAGGUAACAGAGAUAGUCAUGGAGAAGGUUGAGGAAAACGAGGUCGUCGUUUUGAGUGAUAAUGAUGAAGAGUAUGAAUCUGUUGAAAAAGUGGUGGAUGAUGGAGAAGACAGUGAAGAAGAAGAAGAUGAUGAUGAUGGCGAUGAAGAUGAAGAAGACAAUGAUGACGAGGAUGACGAUGACGAUGACGAUGACGCUACUGGUGCUGGUGAUGAAGACGAUGAAGAGGAAGAAGAAGGUGGAGCAGGUGAAGGUGCAUGUGGUGGUGAUCCUGAUGAUGAUGAUGAUAAUGAUGAUGAUGAAGAUGAUGACGAUGACGAGGAUGAUGAUGAGGAUCCAGAAGAAGAGGAGGAUUUGGGAACAGAGUAUCUUGUCCGUCCUCUAGGUGCUGCUGAGGAGGAGGAGGCUUCAAGUGAUUUCGAGCCUGUUGAAAAUGGUGUGGAUGAAGAUGAAGUAGAAGAAGACGAUGUUGAGGAAGAUGAAGGCGAUGAUGAUGUUGAGAAGAAGGCUGGUGUGGUUCCACCGAAAAGAAAGAGGUCAGGCAAAGAUGAUUCCGAUGAUGACGAUGGAGGAGAAGAUGACGUCCGACCCUCUAAACGAUAG
Molecule: messenger RNA, 606 nt
Organism: Lathyrus sativus (Indian pea)
Lineage: Eukaryota; Viridiplantae; Streptophyta; Magnoliopsida; Fabales; Fabaceae
Source: the annotation of a GenBank genome assembly